AAGUAACAGUUGGGGGGUUACCUUUGUGAGUCAGUAGCAGUUAGUCACCGUCUCGGCGUUGUCCGUGAAGAACGUAUGAGGUGCAAAUUAAUUGUACCUGGUAUUUUUUUGUCAUUUAUCUUAUUUAUCUUAUCACCGAUAUUAUUUAUCGUUACGUUCAUAUUAUAUACUGUUAUUAUUAUCAAUUAUCUAUCGCGACCGAUUAAUAGUGAUCGUAUUAUAUACCUUCCUUCUAGCGCUUAGCACAGCCGAAUAUCAUUAUUAAUAUUAUCUACCGUUAUAAACACCGAUAUUUGGUGGUGUUCUUACCUAUCGCGAUUGAUUAAUAGCGUUCAUAUUGUAUACCGUCGUGUUCCUUCGGUUGGCACAGCUGAUUAUUGUUAUUGAUAUUAUCUACCUAUAUUGAUAUUAUUAGCGCCGAUAUUGUUUAUCGUAGGUUUCUUUUCUAUCACGACCAAUUAUUAGCGUUUGUACAUAUUAUAUACUGUUGUGCCCCUUUUGCCGUCUGGCAUAGCCGAAUAUUAUUAUUGAUAUUAUUUAUCGUGUUAACGCCGAUAUUAUUUUCCUUGUGUUCUAUUCUAUCGCGUAGCGCGAACGAUUACUAGCGUCGAUUUUAUUUAUCAUCGUUCUCGCGUAAUUAGACAUUUGUGAUUCUAUAAUAUUUACCAUCAUCACAUAUGUAUAUAUAGCAUUAUAUUUCUGGCGCGCGUCCUUUUCUUUUCUUUUAUUAUUCAGUCGUACCUGUUACUUGUUUUAACAAAUAAACCGAGCCGAGAACCCCGAGACUCACCAGCUUAGAAACAAUUCGAAAAGUUCGCACUAUCCUCCCUCCCACUACCCCGUUUCAAAAUCGCGUUCUACGCACCAAAAUACGCAAUUAUACAAAGUUUCAGCGAAAUCAGUGAGGUGGCCUGUAUUCUUCAUAAUUACCAAAAGUAGAAAUACACUAGAAAGCUAUGACGCAGGAGAGACAAGAUAAGCUUAAGCAAAUGGAUAUAGAAGCUGAAGCUCUAUCUAGAGCUCUGAGUAACAAAGAGCAUGAGAGUUCAGAAAAUAUCAAGACAAGAAACAAAAGUCAGAGUCCGGCUGGUUCUGUAAUAAACAAAAUAAAAGAGAUCAAUAUAGAAAGUAACAAACACUCCAAGGAAAGUCAACAGAUCAGUGAUGAUUCUCAAAGUAGUUCCACAAACAAGAAACAAAGUCAGAGUACUGAUAAAGGAAUAUCUCUCACGGAUACGUAUGAGGCACGUGAUUCUGAAAAGUCCAGAAAAGAAGUCAGAGAGAAAGCUAUUCGAAUGAUGAGACAGUCUGGAUAUGAUGUAUCUGUCCUGGAACCAGGAGAAUUUGCAUUAAAAUAUGCACUUUCAGCACCUUAUCAUCUAUUCUAUACAAGAGUAGAGAAAGCAAAGGAAACUUACAAUCAAAAGUUUUCCAUAACUUUCCCUGAGAUUCUGGACAUUAGUUUUGGGGAGAUAGUCAACAGUCUUCAUUUGACUUAUAUAUUAGAUGUUGAAUGGCUGUGUUUGCAAUAUCUAUUGGCUGGCCAAAGUACUAAUAUGACGAUUCUGUAUGGCGAAAGAACAGAUGAAGAAGAAUUAGAUGACAAUAUUACUGCGGUACAAGUACAGAUGCCGUUUGAAUUUGGAAGUCAUCAUACUAAGAUCAUGAUCUUGCAGUACAAAGACGAUGGAAUCAGGGUGGUCGUCUCCACUGCCAAUUUGUAUUUUGAGGACUGGCAGAAUAGGAUGCAAGGGAUGUGGAUUUCGCCUCAUUUACCUCGACUGUCGAAGGCUGCGAAACGCUGCGGAGAGUCACCGACAAAUUUUAAAAAGGACCUGCAACGAUACCUAAACAGCUAUCAGAAUCCUGCUUUAAAACGAUGGAGGGAUCUAGUGAGGAAGGCGGACUUUUCCGCCGUAAAUGUGUGUCUCAUUGCAUCUACACCGGGAUAUUUCAGACGCACCGACGUAGAUUUAUGGGGAUACAAAAAAUUAGCGAAUGUUCUGUCUCAACAUGUCAUGCUGCCAUCGAAUGCACGGAAGUGGUCUAUAAUUGCACAAAGUUCCGCUGUAGGCAGUUUCGGUCCAAAAUAUGAGGGUUGGUUGUCAAAGGAGAUAAUUCGGUCUAUGACGCGGGAAACCAAGCGAGAUUUAAAAAACUAUCCGAAAUUCCAGUUUAUUUAUCCGUCGGUGAAAAAUUACGAGCAGAGCUUCGAUUAUCAAGAUGACAUUUCGUGCUUUUUAUAUAGCAGGGAGUUGCAUUCCAAGCAGCAGUGGAUCAAAUCGUACUUAUACCAGUGGAAAGCGAAAUCGGGAUGCGACCAAGCGAUGCCUCAUAUUAAAUCCUAUACUAGGAUUUCACCUGACUUGAAAAGAAUUGCAUGGUUUGUACUAACCAGUGCGAAUCUCAGCAAAAGUGCGUGGGGAGUCCAACGAGGUGACUAUUACAUCACGAAUUACGAGGUCGGCGUUGCGUUUCUACCAAAGUUUAUCACUGGGACAAGAACAUUUCCAAUCACGGACGAGGAUCUAACCGGCCCGAUAUUUCCGAUUCCAUACGACCUUCCACUGUGCCCAUACGAUUCGAGUGAUAGUCCUCUUUUUACACGAGUAUAAUACGUCUGAAUUCUGCUUUCUGAUCCGAAAAAAGAGAUUGAAAUAUAUUAGUUCCUAUUAAACUUCACCGCGCUAAAUGCGAGACGGCAGAGGUGAAUGUUUUGCAUUAAAAAGGAUUCGAUUCAUUUCAAAUAUGCCUCGCAUUCAAUUGCAAUAGAUAAUUUUCAAAUGCGAACUUUCGCAUUGAAAAGUAUUCACUUUUUCUCUUAAUUGUUUUCGGAUUCAGAGGCAUAAAAGAUUUUCAUGUUCUAUUCCCCGUCGCAUUGAAAAAUAUUGGCCCGCGAUCCAAUCAGAGAUUUCCGUAAAAUAGAAUUCACGACGAAAUCUCGUGAAUGCGAAACAAUACUUUUAAAUACGACAUUUUAUACAGGGGAGUAAGGUUGUGAAGUUUCCUCCGAUGCCACCAGUUUUUUCUUUCAUAUAAAUGAUAAAGUAUUCUUG
Molecule: messenger RNA, 3056 nt
Organism: Harpegnathos saltator (Jerdon's jumping ant)
Lineage: Eukaryota; Metazoa; Arthropoda; Insecta; Hymenoptera; Formicidae
Product: probable tyrosyl-DNA phosphodiesterase
Exons: 5
Coding region: 957-2615 (552 amino acids)
Biological process (GO): DNA repair
Cellular component (GO): nucleus
Molecular function (GO): single-stranded DNA binding; double-stranded DNA binding; 3'-tyrosyl-DNA phosphodiesterase activity
Source: RefSeq, a predicted model, not a curated record